AUGGAUGACGCAAGAAAUGAGCCAUUGUCAUGCCCCUUCUGCGAGUUCAGCGAUCAUGAUAGCUAUUUUCUGAGCCAGCACGCUGAAGUCUGUCACCCAGAGGAAGAGAAGUCGCCUUCCGACAGGCACGAUGACAGCGAAGCGGCAAUCAGAACGGCCGAGGAAAACUUUCAACGUGUGCAAUGUCGCUUGACGAAUGAACAUGGUGACAGAAACUCGUAUAUCGAUUGUCCACAUGGCUGUGGAGAAUCCGUGACAACCGCUGAACUGCAAACCCACCUGGAUUUGCACGUUGCAGAAACGUUAGCACUCGAAGAUUCCGGGAAGUUUGACGACCGGAUCCAUAGGGCGAACUGUGAAAAUAGUGACUUCCGCGGCUCUUUCGAGAUCGAGCAGUGUUUGUCAGAUGCUCAACAUUUAGCCGCCUCACACGAUCACGACCCGGUUUUGAAGGUGAAAUCGUCGGAAACUGGACGUCGACGUGAGAUUCGUGAGACGGCCACUCAUACAGGAGGCAGUAUAAAGAGACUAGGGCGCGCGGAAUUGGGCCCUUAUGCUCAUGAAAAGCAGAUGCCGGCAUGGUUGCGGAAGCUACUGCAGAAUGGGGCUAAAGUGACCAGAUUGAACAAAAUAGGUCCCAAUGGCUCAAUCCUGAGGGAUGAGAUUGUCGAAAACGAGACCUCUCAGGUCAUUCCCGUUCUAAUGCAGCUUUGCCAACAAGAUAGCUCUGUUCAGCGUGCUUUUUUCUGCAGCCCCAAAGUCCGACAUAUUUUCAAAUUACCCAGGGAAGGGGGGUUUUGUGGCUAUAGGAACAUACAAAUGCUCAUUUCUCACAUUAAGGAAGCUCAGAGGCCUGGUCAUGAGCAUUUUCCUGGCAGAGUGCCCUCUAUUCUUGAACUACAGGACCUGAUCGAGCGCGCCUGGGACAUGGGAUACAACAGCACUGGGAGGAUCGAAACAGGAGGUAUAAAAGGCACAAGGAAAUACAUUGGUACUCCGGAGGCACAGGCUCUCUUUCUUAGCCUCGGGAUAAGAUGUGAAGCCAGCGCAUUCAGUAGGACCGAAUCGAUGCGUGCGCACGAUGCUUUGCUACAGGCUGUGGCGGCCUAUUUUCGAUCAGGCUGCUCGGUAGACGGAGAGGAGAAAGUCUUGAAAACCGAUUUGCCCCCGAUCUAUUUCCAACACCAGGGGCACUCCAUGACUAUCAUUGGCUUCGAAGUCAGGGAGAACGGCAGCGCAAACUUGCUUGUGUUUGAUCCGAUGUUUAAGACCUCGCCAGCAAUAAAACGGCUGAUCGGGCAAUCUGUGAAGGCUUCGGAUCCUGCCCGACUGAUGAAGGCAUGGAGGAGAGGAGUCCCUUACUUGCAAAAGUACAAUGACUUUGAAUUACUACGGUUAUGUGUCUAG
Messenger RNA from Rasamsonia emersonii CBS 393.64, 1407 nucleotides. RefSeq lists its product as uncharacterized. The coding region runs from base 1 to 1407 and encodes 468 amino acids. The transcript is spliced from 4 exons. Lineage: Eukaryota; Fungi; Ascomycota; Eurotiomycetes; Eurotiales; Trichocomaceae. The record is from RefSeq and is a predicted model, not a curated record.